AUGUCUGUUAAUGAAUCUAAAAAUACAUGUAAAAAUGAUACAUUAACAACGGUAAAUUCUCUUAUAAAAUCGUCACCAGCAGAUAAAAUAAAAGGUGUACCUAAAAAAACUCCUCAAGAAGCAAAAAAUUGGAUUUGUGAUAUAGUAAAUCGGUUAUUUAAUGAUUGGAUACCACACAUUGCACCUGCUUUUUUUACAGAAGUAGAACUUAUAGAGUUAUGUUAUAGAGGACGUGAAUCUUUUUGGCAAGAAAAAGGGAUAAUUAAAGUUACACCACCUGUAACAAUUGUUGGUGAUAUACAUGGACAAUUUCAAGAUUUAAAAGCUAUUCUUAUUCAUAAUGGAUGUCCACCAGAACAAAAAUAUGUUUUUCUUGGUGAUUAUGUGGAUAGAGGACCAUUUAGUAUUGAAUGUAUCACUUUACUUUUAGCUUUAAGAAUUCUCUAUCCAGAUAAUGUUAUUCUUCUUAGAGGUAAUCAUGAAUCACAACCUGUUAAUAUGCAUUACGGUUUUUUUGAAGAAUGUAAAAAAAGAUAUUCAACAAGUUUAUAUGAAGCAUUUCAAAGAGCAUUUAAUUGUUUACCAUUUUGUGCAAAUAUCGGUGGAAAAAUAUUAUGUAUGCAUGGAGGAAUUACAAAUGAAAUUAAUAGUUUAAAAGAAUUAGAAUUGAUUGAUAUUCCUUGCGAAAUUUCAGAAUUAGGAGUUCUUGCUGAAUUAACAUGGGCAGAUCCUAGUAAUGAUAAAAAGCACCCAUUUUAUUGUGAAUCACCACGUGGUGCUGGUCAUCUUUUUGGACCAUUAGCUUUAAAUGACUUUUUAAAUUUACAUAAACUUAAUAUGGUUGUUAGAGGACAUCAAGUUGUACAAGAUGGAUAUGAGUUUUUUGGAGAUAAAAGGCUUGCAACAAUUUUUAGUGCUCCAACAUAUACUGGGACACAUAAAAAUUUUGGUGCUAUUAUGCAUGUAUCAAAUAAUUUUACUAUAUCAUUUACAUGUUUUAAAGAUAAAAUUGUAGAUAAUGAAAAUGAAGACAAAGAUAAAACAAAAGAAAUAAAAAAGAAAAAAAAAUAA
Messenger RNA from Strongyloides ratti, 1071 nucleotides. Its product is annotated as Calcineurin-like phosphoesterase domain, apaH type and Serine/threonine-specific protein phosphatase/bis(5-nucleosyl)-tetraphosphatase domain-containing protein. Gene Ontology annotation, molecular function: protein serine/threonine phosphatase activity. Bases 1 to 1071 code for a protein of 356 amino acids. The transcript is spliced from 2 exons. Gene Ontology annotation, cellular component: nucleus; cytoplasm. Lineage: Eukaryota; Metazoa; Nematoda; Chromadorea; Rhabditida; Strongyloididae. The record is from RefSeq and is a predicted model, not a curated record.